CCCGUUCAUCUUCACGUUUCUUCCCGGAGUCUGCAACCCAGAGACCUCUUCUUGUCUAAGCUCCAUUCCAAAACAAUGGAAACAACAACCCACCAAACCUUUUCACAAACCACUUGUAUCCAAUAACGAUUCAUCUAUGGUUGGUGUUCACAUUGCAUCCCUCAAGAAUUUUGUAUACCAUGGCCACUUGUCAAACGCAUUCAAAUCUUUCCUUCACAUACAGCACCAUGCUGCAGCUUCUUCUCCUGGGUUUUCCCAUCUUCUCUUGCACCCCAUUUGCACUCUUCUCUUGGGUUGCAUCAACGUUAACUCACUUUCACCAGGGAAGCAGCUUCAUGCCCAAGUCAUUUCACUGGGUUUUGAUCAAAAUACAAUCAUGCUUCCCAGGCUUGUUAGUUUCUAUGCAAGGUUCAAUCUCUUUGAUGAUGCUUGCAUUGUCACUGAGAGUUCUAGUAGUUUGGAGCCUUUGCAUUGGAACAUGCUAAUCUCAAUGUUUGUUAGAAAUGAGCUAUUUGUGGAGGCUCUUUCUGCUUAUAGGAAAAUGUUGAGGAAACAGGUUAUACCUGAUGAAUUCACUUACCCUUCUGUUCUUAAGGCUUGUGGUGAAUUGUUAGAUUGUGCUUCUGGGGUGGAGGUUCAUAAGGCUAUUGAAGUUGGUUCUAUGGGUUGGAGCUUGUUUGUGCACAAUGCAUUGGUUUCUAUGUAUGCUAAGUUUGGGAAGCUGGAGGUUGCGCGUCACUUGUUUGAUAAUAUGCCGGAAAGAGAUGAUGUUUCUUGGAACACUAUUAUCAGCUGUUAUGCCUCUAGGGGUACGUGGGGGGAGGCGUUUAAGCUUUUUGAAAGGAUGCAGGAGGAGGGUGUUGAAAUGAAUAUUAUAAUAUGGAACACCAUGGCUGGAGGGUACUUGCAUGCAGGCAAUUUCAAGGGGGCACUUAAACUGCUUUCUCAGAUGAGAACAUCCAUUCAUUUGGACCAUGUUGCAAUGGUUGUUGGAUUAAAUGCAUGCUCUCACAUUGGAGCCCUUAAAUUGGGAAAGGAGAUUCAUGGUCACGCUGUGAGAACUGGCUUUGAUGUUCUUGACAAUGUGAGAAAUGCAUUGAUCACGAUGUAUUCCAGGUGUGGAGACCUUGGCCAUGCGUAUAUGUUGUUUCAAAGAAUGGAAGAGAAAGGUUUGAUCACUUGGAACGCCAUGCUCUCUGGAUUUGCUCACAUGGAUCGAGUCGACGAAGUCUCCUUCCUUUUUAGACAAAUGUUACAUGAGGGCGCUGAACCUAAUUAUGUGACCAUUGCAAGCGUUCUUCCUCUUUGCGCCCGCAUAGCGAAUCUACAGCAUGGUAAAGAGUUCCAUUGCUACAUCAUGAAGCGUGAGCAGUUUAAAGAAUAUUUAUUGUUGUGGAAUACUCUGGUGGACAUGUAUGCAAGGUCUGGCAAAGUUUUAGAAGCCAAAAGAGUGUUUGAUUCAUUGACAAGAAGAGAUGAAGUCACAUACACCGCCAUGAUUAGGGGAUAUGGUAUGAAAGGAGAAGGGCAAAUGGCUCUAAAUAUAUUUGAAGAGAUGUGCAAGUUCAAGAUUAAACCAGAUCAUGUAGCUAUGGUUGCGGUUCUAACAGCUUGUAGUCAUUCGGGUCUUGUAGCUCAAGGGCAAGUUCUCUUUCAAGAGAUGGUAGAUGAUUACGGAAUAAUUCCAAGAAUUGAGCACUAUGCUUGCAUGGCUGAUCUUUUUGGGAGGGCUGGUCUUCUGAACAAAGCAAAGGAGAUUAUCACGAGGAUGCCAUACAAGCCAACACCAGCGAUGUGGGCGACUCUCAUCGGAGCUUGUCGGAUCCAUGGAAAUACAGUGUUGGGGGAAUGGGCUGCAGGGAAGUUACUAGAAAUGAAGCCUGAUCAUUCAGGUUAUUAUAUCUUGAUUGCUAAUAUGUAUGCAGCUGCUGGUUGUUGGAGCGAGCUAGCAGAAGUGAGAACUUAUAUGAGGAAUCUGGGUGUGAAAAAAGCUCCUGGUUGUGCUUGGGUUGAUGUUGGCGGUGAGUUUUCUCCAUUUUUUGUUGGGGACACUUCCAACCCUCAUGCUGGUGAGAUUUAUCCUUUGAUGGAUGGAUUGAAUGAGCUAAUGAAAGAUGCUGGUUAUAUACGUAGUGAGGAGUUUUCAUCCGAGGAGGAUUUUGAGGAGAUGAAUAUUGCAGGGAAUUUAUACUAAUAGAAGUUAAACAUGUGAUCAUAGAUGGCUUUGUAAAUACAAGAGAUUGUUAUUUGUUAUUACAAUCCCAUAUACACGGCCUAAAAAGCAAAAAAAAACUGCUUAACCAAUUGCUAGUUCAAGCAGCAUAAUCGGAUUCUGCACAGUGGAAAAACUGAGAAUGUAAUCCAGCUACUCCUCGUGGUGGACUAAAGAAGUAUCAAGUAUGAUACUAUAACAACCAAAUCAGAGUCACUUGCUUCUGUCCAGAGUGAGUUACACAUGUCUAAAAUCAAAACCAAGGAUAAUGGACACAAAACAAAGGUCGGAGAUGAUAAGGAUGGAAACACCUUGCCUUCAGGACCAAGGAAGCAAAGAAGGCUGUGUCCUGAUGGUCAGAAAGGAGCAGAUGCAUCCAAGAUCAUGUUAGACGCAACAGAGAACAGAUGCAACAGGAAAAACAGUCCUAGAACCUAUUUGGUUUUCAUUAGUUGCUUCAGAAGAUCAGAAAGGAGAUGUUCCCUUGUCACAGGUUCCAGCAUGUUGUUUAAGACUAAAGUAACUCUUCCAACUCUGUUAUUUUCUGCUUUCUAUUUUCCACCCCAAAUAUUUUUGCUUGACUUUUACAAUUUAGCUAGUAACUUUGACCUGUGAAUUGAAAAGAAGGAAAUUCCCCCUCCCCUACCUCGUUCUUUUUUGUGUCCAAAUUGUACUAAAUGCUAGUUGAAGUAUACAGAAAUGAGAAAUGUGAGUUUAUACA
Lotus japonicus is the source of this 2933-nucleotide messenger RNA. Its product is annotated as pentatricopeptide repeat-containing protein At1g71490-like. Lineage: Eukaryota; Viridiplantae; Streptophyta; Magnoliopsida; Fabales; Fabaceae. The transcript has 3 exons. Gene Ontology annotation, biological process: RNA modification. Bases 137 to 2194 code for a protein of 685 amino acids. The record is from RefSeq and is a predicted model, not a curated record. Gene Ontology annotation, molecular function: RNA binding; protein binding.